Messenger RNA from Boleophthalmus pectinirostris (great blue-spotted mudskipper), 741 nucleotides. It is a transcript of the gene psmb11a, whose product is annotated as proteasome 20S subunit beta 11a. The record is from RefSeq and is a predicted model, not a curated record. Lineage: Eukaryota; Metazoa; Chordata; Actinopteri; Gobiiformes; Gobiidae. Gene Ontology annotation, molecular function: threonine-type endopeptidase activity. Gene Ontology annotation, cellular component: proteasome core complex. The transcript is spliced from 3 exons.
AUGGCUUUGGAAGAUAUCUGUGCUUUAAAACCUUUUGCUCUGUCUCACGGGACAACAACCCUGGGAUUCAUCUUCAAAGGUGGGGUCAUCGCUGCAGCAGACACACGGGCAAGUGCCGGUGGACUUGUAGCUUGUCCAGCUGUGCACAAGAUUACUCCUCUUCACUCCCACUUGGUCGUCACCUCCUCUGGUAGUGGAGCAGACUGCAUGCUGUGGGAAAGAAUCCUGACAAGAGAAAUCAGACUUUAUCAGCUAAGACACAAACGACGAUUGUCAAUAAGAGGAACAGCCAAGCUCCUUUCGUUUAUGUUACAUCCAUUUAAAGGGACUGAUGUGUGUGUGGCCCUAACUUUAUGUGGGUGGGAUACAGAAAUCAAUGGCCCCAAACUGAUAUAUGUGUGCAGUGACGGGGCUCGGCUCCAGGGAAAUGUCUUCUCUGUGGGCUCUGGGUCCCCUUAUGCCUACGGGGUCCUAGACAGGGAUCUGAAGUGGAGUCUGACUGUGGCAGAGGCUGUGUCUUUGGCCAGAGAAGCUGUGUUUAGAGCCACUCACAGGGACGCAUACUCUGGAAACAAUGUGGACCUCUUUCACAUCACAGCUCAAGGGUGGCAUCAAAGACCGAGAGAGGACUUGAAAGAGGAAUAUUACAGGAAAAUGGAAGAGACACAAAUUAAAGUGGAAAAAAGAAAGAAGUCUCAGUGAAAUCAAGACAUUAUGUGCUUUAGAUUUUCACAUAAUUGA